Molecule: messenger RNA, 1803 nt
Organism: Uranotaenia lowii
Lineage: Eukaryota; Metazoa; Arthropoda; Insecta; Diptera; Culicidae
Gene: Mcm5
Product: DNA replication licensing factor Mcm5
Exons: 1
Biological process (GO): DNA replication initiation; DNA replication; double-strand break repair via break-induced replication
Cellular component (GO): MCM complex; nucleus
Molecular function (GO): ATP binding; 3'-5' DNA helicase activity; DNA replication origin binding
Source: RefSeq, a predicted model, not a curated record
UUACCGGUUAAUCCAGGAUUAGAGGGUUACCAGCUACCUCGAAAAUGUAACACGGAACAAGCGGGUCGACCGAAAUGUCCAUUGGAUCCUUACUUUAUCAUGCCAGAUAAAUGCAAAUGUGUCGAUUUCCAGGUGCUGAAGUUGCAAGAAUUACCCGAUUUCAUUCCCCAGGGUGAGAUACCCCGACAUAUGCAAUUAUUUUGUGAUAGGAGUUUAUGUGAGCGAGUCGUACCCGGCAAUAGGGUUUUGAUUCAUGGCAUUUUCUCCAUCAGGAAGAUCGGUAAGCCCAGCAGGCAAGACGGUCGUGAGAAGGCUAUUGUUGGUGUUCGUGCCCCUUACAUGAGAGUUGUUGGAAUAACAGUUGAUACAGAAGGCGUUGGUGCCAUUUCUCGUUUCAACAACAUAACCACAGAAGAGGAAUCAAUGUUCCGUAAGAUGGCAGCGAACCCAAACAUAUAUGACAGUUUAUCAGAUAGUUUGGCGCCUAGUAUUUUUGGCUCACAAGAUAUCAAAAAAGCUAUAGUUUGUAUGCUUUUUGGAGGAUCUCGCAAAAGAAUGCCAGAUGGUCUUACUCGUCGAGGUGAUAUCAAUAUACUUCUGCUGGGAGACCCUGGUACUGCCAAAUCACAACUGUUGAAAUUUGUGGAAAAGGUAGCUCCGAUCGCCGUCUACACUUCCGGCAAAGGUUCAAGUGCUGCCGGUUUAACUGCUUCGGUUAUGCGUGAUCCUGCCACCAGAAAUUUCGUCAUGGAAGGAGGUGCUAUGGUUCUGGCCGAUGGUGGUGUUGUUUGUAUCGACGAGUUCGAUAAAAUGAAAGAAGACGAUCGUGUUGCUAUUCACGAAGCAAUGGAACAGCAAACGAUUUCUAUUGCCAAAGCUGGUAUCACGACCACAUUGAAUUCUCGUUGCUCGGUCCUCGCAGCCGCAAACUCUAUUUUUGGUCGCUGGGACGACACCAAAGGUGAAGAAAAUAUUGAUUUCAUGCCUACGAUUUUGUCUCGUUUCGAUAUGAUCUUCAUAGUUAAAGAUGUGCACGACCAAAAUCGAGAUAUAACUCUGGCAAAACAUGUGAUGAACGUCCACAUGAACGCCAACAAAGUACUGGAUAAUCAGGAAGGAGAAAUUCCACUUGCUACCUUCAAAAAAUAUAUUAACUACUGCCGAACCCAUUGUGGACCUCGACUGAAUGAAACUGCUGCUGAAAAAUUAAAAUCGCGGUACGUUCUUAUGAGAUCGGGUGCCGGAGAACACGAACGUCAAUCGGAUAAACGUCUUUCGAUCCCAAUCACCGUUCGUCAACUUGAAGCCGUUAUCCGAAUGUCAGAAUCUUUGGCAAAAAUGCAACUCCAACCUUUCGCUACAGAAACGCACGUUACCGAAGCCCUCCGACUGUUCCAGGUGUCCACUCUCGAUGCAGCGAUGUCCGGUUCCUUAGCCGGUGCUGAAGGCUUCACAACCGAGGAGGACUCUGAAAUGCUGAAUCGUAUCGAGAAACAACUGAAACGCCGUUUUGCCAUUGGCUCCCAGGUAUCGGAGCAAAACAUCAUCCAGGACUUCUCACGCCAAAAGUAUCCAGAACGUGCCGUGCUUAAGGUGAUCCACACAAUGAUUCGUCGGGGUGAGCUGCAGCAUCGAAUGCAACGAAAAAUGCUUUACCGGUUGUCCUAAAUUGAUAUGUACCUGUCUGCAAAAUUUUUUCUACAUCGAUUAAAUGUUUCCGUUUUACGUAGAUUUAGUUUUUUUUUACUUCUACAAUAAUGUCAGCUAAAGUUGAAAGACCAAUAAAUAAUUUCGAUUGAUGUA